This is a messenger RNA of Emericellopsis atlantica, 1623 nucleotides long. Its product is annotated as glycoside hydrolase family 43 protein. Gene Ontology annotation, biological process: carbohydrate metabolic process. Gene Ontology annotation, molecular function: hydrolase activity, hydrolyzing O-glycosyl compounds. The transcript has a single exon. NCBI's taxonomy places the organism in Eukaryota, Fungi, Ascomycota, Sordariomycetes, Hypocreales, Bionectriaceae. Bases 1 to 1623 code for a protein of 540 amino acids. The record is from RefSeq and is a predicted model, not a curated record.
AUGCCUCAAGUCCGCAAUCCCAUCCUGCCCGGCUUCAACCCCGACCCCUCCAUCUUGAGGGUCGGCGAGGACUACUACAUCGCCACGUCGACCUUUGAGUGGUGGCCUGGCGUCCAGAUCCACCACUCCAAGGACCUCGCCAACUGGGAGCUCGUUGUGCGACCUCUAACCCGCAAGUCCCAGGCCGACUUGCGAGGCGAUCCGGACAGCUGCGGCAUCUGGGCGCCCUGCCUGACCCAUGACGGCGACAAAUUCUGGCUCGUCUACACAGACGUCAAGCGCAAGGACGGCUCCUUCAAGGACACGCACAACUACAUUAUCCACGCGCCCGCGAUCGAGGGUCCCUGGUCGGACCCCGUGUAUGCCGACUCAUCCGGCUUCGACCCCUCGCUCUUCCACGACGAGGAUGGUCGCAAGUGGUUCAGCAACAUGAUGUGGGACCACCGUCGUCGUCCUCACCUGUUCACCGGCAUUGCUUUGCAGGAGUUCGAUCCCAAGGCCGGCAAGCUCGUGGGCCCCCGCAAGAACAUUUUCCCCGGCUCAGACCUGGCCUUUGUCGAGGGACCGCACAUGUACAAGCGUAAUGGGUGGUAUUAUCUUCUGACAGCCGAGGGCGGUACGGGCUACAGCCACGCAGCCACCCUCGCUCGUUCGCGUGACAUCUGGGGUCCGUAUGAACUGCAUCCCCAGAAGCACAUUGUCACUUCCAAGGACGCGCCGCUCGCAGCGCUUCAGCGCGCUGGCCACGGUGAUAUUGUCGACACGCCCGAUGGCAGGACGUACAUUGUUCACCUCACAGGUCGCCCUGUUGGCCAGAAGCGACGAUGCGUCCUGGGUCGCGAGACAGCCAUCCAGGAAGCCUACUGGGGCGACGACGACUGGCUAUACGUGAAGAAUGGCCCUGUUCCAUCGCUUUACGUCGACGUUCCCGGCACGCGCGACGACACCGACUACUGGUCUGAGAAGAGGUAUACAUUCGAGAAUGGGCUGCACAAGGACUUUCAGUGGCUGCGAACACCAGAGCCCGAGCGCAUCUUCUCCACCGAGGGUGGUAAGUUGACACUCAUCGGUCGCGAGUCCCUCGGCUCGUGGUUCGAGCAGGCUCUUGUUGCUAGGCGCCAGACACAUUUCUCCUUUGACGCCGAGACGACAAUCUCCUACGCGCCAGACGACGAGAGACAGUUUGCGGGUCUGACCGUCUACUACUGCCGCUACAACUUCUUCUACCUCACCGUGACGGCGCACACGGACGGCCAGAGGGAGCUGCUCAUCAUGAGCUCCGAGGCGUCAUGGCCAGGUGGCAAGCUCGAGAGCCCAGGUCCAGCGGCCAAGCAGAUCCCCAACGACGGGAAAGUCAGGCUGGCGGUGACUGUGCGUGGGGCGGCGCUGCAGUUCUGGUACGCGCUCGAGGGCAAGGAGCUCGAGAAGUUUGGACCCGUGUUCGAUGCGACGAUUGUGUCGGACGAGUGUGGCGGACACCAGGUCGACGGCAGCUUCACGGGCUCCUUUGUUGGUGUCGCUGCGUCGGACUGCAAUGGGCUGGCCAAGUCGGCUCAGUUUGACUACAUCACAUACCGACCCGUGGAGCACGAGUCGGAUCGAUACGAGCCACGUAGGGAGUAG